Molecule: messenger RNA, 3147 nt
Organism: Drosophila hydei
Lineage: Eukaryota; Metazoa; Arthropoda; Insecta; Diptera; Drosophilidae
Exons: 5
Coding region: 134-2752 (872 amino acids)
Source: RefSeq, a predicted model, not a curated record
UCUGUAAAGCGGAACUAGUUCUAUCGAUACAAAACUAGCGCCAAGCGAAAAGAACGUUCGAAAAAAAAAACUGCUCUAAAAACAAAAGAGUCUUGUGUAAUUAAUAGAAAGCAAAUAGAGUAAAUUCACUAAUAUGAGUGCGGUUCGCAGCCACAAUGGUGUCCACACGAAUAGCAACAGCAGCAGCUACAACAACAACAACAACAACAAUCAGAAUGGCGACUCGCCUUUGCAGUCGAUGCUGCUGCCCGCACAGGACGCGGCGCUUGCGCAGGCGAUCAGCUACGUGCGAGACUUUAGCAGCCAGGCGUCUGCGUAUCAUCAGCUGAAAACAGAGGAGUCGCUGGUGCAUCUACAGCGCACCAUCGCCUUGCUGGGCACCAAGGUGCAACCAGUUUACUUUGCACCAACGCCUGGCCAACUGGAGCUGGCCAAAUUCUUUAUAGACUUGCAUGCGCUGAUGAGUGCCCUGGACAGUGACAGCGAAGCGCUGUGGAGCUGUGUCUCUUUGCUGCAGCACUGCAGCCGCAAUCUGGAGGCGCGCGUGGCAAUUGUGCAAAAUUAUUGCUUUGUGCCGCUGUUGAGCUAUUUGCUAAAGCGAACUGUGCGGCCAGAGCGAGUGCAGCGACUGCUCCUGCUGCUGCAAGAUCUCACCUAUGGCAUACGCAUUGGCUGGGAGGAGCCAUAUCUGGUGGUGCUGCUAGAGCAUCUGGUCGAUCUGCUGCACAACGUGGAGGAAUGCGACGCAACUGCCACAGAUGUCGACGAUCCGCAGGCGCAGCUUGCCCUAUCGAUACUCGUGAAUCUCUGCUACAAAAACUUUGUCGUGCUCUUUCUCUUUCUGCGCAGCGUCAACAUCUCCAGGUUCAGCAAACGCAUACAGAACUAUGGCCUGCUGGCCUAUAAGAUGCUCAUCAUCUUGUCGGAGGAUGUGCACGCCUUGGAGCAGCGGGAGCUGCACACAUUCUUGCGCACAGCAUUUGCCGGCAUGGAGGAUUGCUUGAAGCACUGGCAUGUGCCCCAACUGCGGCACAUCGUCGACUUUCUAUUAGACGCACAAUGCCAUGCCGGGCUACAGCGUGCGAUGCUCAGCUACUCACACUACUGCGAGGACAUUGAACGGCUGUUGAAUCAAAUAGAGGCGCGAUGCCAGCUGGACGACACGAACGAGGAUAUGCGCAAACAACAGCAGCUCUGCCUGCAGCUAAUCUUGGAGCUUAUCAGCCAUAUACUACAGCUGUCGGAGAAUAAUAGCAUCAUAAGCCUGGAUGCCAUUACACCACGUCUUUAUGAACUGCUGUGUGACUGGCUGGAGUCCGAUAUUUGCGGCGUGGCAGCCAUUGAGCUGCUCGGCUCACUGCUGCGGCUAGGUAAACGGGCUACAAUUCUGCAACUCAUAUCCAAGGAGCCGGCAAAUGUGGUCAAGCUGAUGGCCAGGGCCGAGCGCAGCGAAACAAAGCCCGCCCAUGUCACAGCCAUACUUCGGUUGCUGCUCUUGCUACUGCGCGAAUCGAAGACCGAGAAGCUGGUGCUAUCUAAAAUAUCCGAAUCCUAUUUUGACAAAAUACUGGCCGCGCCUCUGUCGCUGUUGCCGCAAAUGCUUAGCAGCCAGACGCUCGCGCAGACCGAGGUGGAGAAGGCCAUUUACUGUCUGCUGCUGCUGAUCAAUUUCGCCAGCAUUGCCAAGAAGGCGUAUUGGGACAAGUGCUGCGCUCUGCUGGAGCUGCCCCAGCUGCAGUAUGCGCUGGCACGUGCCAUGCUCAGCGGCAAUGAGCAGCUGGUUUCGGCCAUGCUGCAAAUUGCACAAUUCGAGCAUUUCCCAAAAGCAGCGGUCGCCAAGUAUGUAUCCAGUAUCGGCAGCAGUGCUAAUGGCUCGCCUGGUGCCAGCAGCGAGCAGUCGGAGCAGUGGCGCAACUUGAGCGCCAUUCUGAAAAGUCAUCGCACAUUCAUGGACAAGGAGCUGGCGCAGCGUGUGAGCUCACUGAUAGAGAGCAUUGGCGAAACCUUGCGUCGCAAUGAGCUGCAAUCGGCGCCCGUGUCGCAGGUGAUUGAAUUGUAUAAUCAUCGCAUUGACAGCCUCAACUGUGCCACGCACAAUAUGCAGCAGCGUCUCGAGCAGGCCAGCGCCCAGCUGUGCAACAGCCAGCAGCUGACAAAUGUGCAAAAUGCGCAGCUGGAACGCUUUCAGACCAAAAACUUUGAGCUGCUCAUCAGCCAGGAACGCUUGCAAACGCAGUGCAAGGAUCUCAAAGCGCAGGCGGCGCAGCUGAAGACAAAUCUGAGCGAUUUGCUCAAACGUUGGUCGGAAACCUCCGAGCAGCUGCAGGCCAGCGAGCGUCGUCUUUCGGUCAAGCAGUCGGAGAUUGCGAGCCUGCAAAGGGACUGCGAGGAGCUGCGCAGCAAUCUCAGUGCCAAAAGCGAGGAGCUCAGCAAGCUGGAAGCCCUCAGCAAAGAUAACUGCUCCCGUAUCGACAAGCUGAAGAAGUCAGUGAUUGCCUAUGAGCAGGAUAUUAAGGAGAAGCUGCGCACCAUUGACGAGCGCACCACGGAGCUGGCCAAAACGCACAAAGCGCUCGAGGAGCAGCGCGAGGCACGCAAGAAAGCGGAGGAUCUGGUCAGCGUGCUAGAGACGCAGCUCCAAGAAAGAAAGGAACAAAUCGAGAAUCUCGAAAUGGAGCAGAAGGAGACAGAAGAUCUGCGCAAGACCAUCAUGAGCCUCAUGGAGAGCAAAAAGCCCAAGCGCAAGGCCUAAACACUUACUACUGCUAAUAUCGAUUAUAUGGCUAAUUCUUAUAGCCCCCACCUAUUGACUAAGUUGUGUUUAGUUAGAAAUAAGCGCGCGUAUAAAACAAUUACAAUUUAUUUAAUACUAUUUAAGCUAAUUUUUUUUUUGUUUUCUUUGAGAAUUUUUGGCAGAUCCAUCUUGCAAAAGCAAGAUGAUCUUCAACUCAGCUGCUCAACUAGCAACAAUAGAUAUAGUAUAUAUAUUAUAUAUUACUUUAAGAAAAAGAUGUGCUAAGUGGAGGUUCCAGGUUCAAUGACCAACUCAGUGAGAUCAAUUGAAAAUCUUUCAUUCAACUACACGCCCUACCCCAAUAUUUUCAUAUAUAUAUACUCACAGAUUAUAUAUAUACAUAUCUUUCUCUC